Molecule: messenger RNA, 786 nt
Organism: Eimeria mitis
Lineage: Eukaryota; Apicomplexa; Conoidasida; Eucoccidiorida; Eimeriidae
Exons: 3
Coding region: 1-786 (261 amino acids)
Biological process (GO): regulation of transcription by RNA polymerase II
Cellular component (GO): nucleus
Molecular function (GO): transcription cis-regulatory region binding
Source: RefSeq, a predicted model, not a curated record
AUGGUGAGCGCGGGGAGACACGAGAGGGCCCUGGCUCUGGUGCAGCGGGCCCUGGCGGUGGGGGAGAGUGAAGCAGCAGCAGCAGCAGCAGCAGCAGCAGCAGCAGCAGCAGCAGGAGCAGCAGCAGGAGCAGCAGGAGCAGGAGCAGCAGGAGGAGCGGAUAAAAACACCAGCAGCAACAGCAACAGCAGCAGCAGCAGCAGCAGCAGCAGCAGCAGCAAGAAGAAGAAAAAAAGCAGCAGCAGCAAACCACCAAAAGACCCCGUCGCUCUCUCCUUUCUUGCUGCUAUCCAUCUAUCGAGGGGGAAGCGGCUGCUUGCUGCAGGGCAUCCAAAGGACCCCGUCGCUCUCUCCUUUCUUGCUGCUAUCCAUCUAUCGAGGGGGAAGCGGCUGCUUGCUGCAGGCCAUCCAAACCUGCAGCAGCAGCAGCAGCAGCAGCUGCAGCAAGACAGGAAGGAGCAGCAGCAGCAGCAACAGCAACAGCAGCAACAGCAGCAGCAGCAGCAACAGCAGCAGCAGCAUCAUAGAAUUUAUUUUUCCCCGAUCAGCAGCAGAACUGCAAUUUCCGCUAUCCUUUCUGCUGCUGCUAUUUCUGCUGCUGCUGCUAUUGCUGCUGCUGCUGCUGCUGCUGCUGCUGCUGCUGCUGCUGCUGUGCAUGCAGAGCCAACGAAGCUUUUGCUGAGUUUCGGUAUAACUGCUGCUUGGCGCUGCAGCCGCCCUUCAGCAGCAACGCGCAUGCAGCUUUGGGGCUGGGAAUAUGGAUGGCUUAUCAGGGGCUCACUGUAA